Pieris macdunnoughi is the source of this 1296-nucleotide messenger RNA. Lineage: Eukaryota; Metazoa; Arthropoda; Insecta; Lepidoptera; Pieridae. The record is from the annotation of a GenBank genome assembly.
AUGGCAGCGGCAUUUCAACAACAGAUAUUUGCUUUGGAUGCUCGUUUUAAUGCAUAUAGAGCUCCAGGAAAUCCUAAUUUCAAAACGCUUUACAUUCGCCGGAGAAGUCAGCUUUUAAGAGAAAACGCUAAGUUUAAGGAUAUUGAAACAAUAAAAAAAUAUAUUCAUAUUAGGAGCCAGCUUCUUCAACGUAGAUAUGGAGUGCAGGACAACAUAUCCAUAAGCUCAUCAUCAUCUCGGCAACGAUCCAGUAGUAAGGCAAGCUUGGCAAUAGAUGAAAGCAUUACUAUAAAUGCAAAGAAGAAGAAUGAUCUGACUAUAUCAGAAAAUUAUGCUUUUUCUGGAGUUCACCAUAUAUUUGAUCAGCAUUCAGAGCAAGUGAGCAUUGUUAAGUUUGCAAACAAUGACCGCUCAAAGCUGUGUUGUGCUUCACAUGAUGGUACUGUGUCAGUGUGUGAUGUCACUGCAUCUCCACCUAGGGUAGCCUUCAUACUAGAGGGACACUCCAAAGCUGUCACAGGAUGUGAUUGGUCGGCUUCAAAUGAUUUGUUGGUAACAUGUGGUGCAGAUGGGGUUUUAGUCCUUUGGGACAUCCCUCGGCGUCGACAACUUAGGUCUGUAAGGGACCAACUUCAAUCUCCAUUACUUUGCUGUGUGUUUCAGCCUGUUAAUAAUAACAUGCCACAGGCAGGCAACGCCCGAGGGAUGGUAGAAGUUCUUAAUGUGUCCACUGGAAUAUAUCCUCGAGGAGGCAGCAGUAUUUUGGGUGGUCGAGUGACAUCAAUUGCGUGUGAGUCUAGUGGAAGGAUGUUUUGGGCAGCAAAUGAUAAGGGUGUGAUAGUUAGCUAUCUGAUGUCGGGUGCUGGUGGGUCUUUGAGCAAAUUGCGUCGAUGCUGCGUCGGAGGCGCCGUCUCUUGCUUAAGCUGGAGCCCUUGGCUUGCCAGACACCCCGCCUUAUUGGUCAGCGCAGCUGAUGAUUCGCUACUAUUGUUUAGGAUAUCAGAUCGCGAAGGCAGUCUGUCGCUAAAGAAGCGAUUCGAUAUAGCGCACCGUUCUCAUGGCGUACAAUCAACUUUCUGCCCAAUAAUGUCAUUCCGUCGCGGAGUUUGCGUCGUUUCGGGGGCGGAGGACGCCUGUGUCUAUUUCCUUGACAUCGAAGGACACGCCGAACAGCCAGUUGUUAAUAAAUUGCAAGGUCACGCGCACCCAGUUCUAGGUGUAAGUUUUAGUUAUGACGAAAGUUUGUUGGCGACUAGUGAUGUAUCGGGACUGGUCAUCAUCUGGCGGCGGAGCUGA